Molecule: messenger RNA, 714 nt
Organism: Darwinula stevensoni
Lineage: Eukaryota; Metazoa; Arthropoda; Ostracoda; Podocopida; Darwinulidae
Source: the annotation of a GenBank genome assembly
AUGAAAGUGAGUGGAGGAUAUGAUAUGCUACAUGUUCGAAAGGCAUGGGAGGAGAAAUGCAUGAGCGAAGGAGGCAGUGCGGUGGAGAAGUUCCGUUUCAACCUGGAGAGGAAGGAGUGGGCUCUGGGAUGGGAUUACGGCGAGGAGGGAAUCACUAUCAAGUACUUGUUCGAUCAAGACACGAAGACGCAUUUCGUCUUGACCGAGGCCCUGCUGGAUUUCGAGUGCGAGUGGACAUUUCGACAAUAUCAAGACCACGCCAUGCCGGCCACUACCGAUUGGUGCUCUGACAUGAAGGAAUAUAAAAUCAUUCAGCGACUGACAGGCACCUGCUGGGUGACAUACCAAGUGACGGAGCCGAAACUCGGAGGCCUCUUCGCUAGUCGGGACAUGAUCCUUCUCACCUAUUUCGACAAGAUCGAGGACACCCACUUCGUAUCCUUCAGGAGCACCGAGUGGCCCGGCCUGGAACCGAGGGACGGUGUGGUCAGGGCGACGGUGCAGGAAGGAAGCGGAAUAUCGCUGUCGCCAGACGCACGACAUAAGGCAACAAGGACGCGACUGCGCUGGAUCAGUACGUUGGACUUCAAGCUCCCGUUCGUCCCGAACGCGAUCCUUCGGAACAUCUAUGCAGAUGGAUGCCGGAAGUUUAUUCUUGCCCUCCAGAAUUUUCUGUCCAAGCACCGAAUGGGACUCCAGGUCAUUCAAGGCUGA